Messenger RNA from Phytophthora nicotianae INRA-310, 1127 nucleotides. RefSeq lists its product as hypothetical. Lineage: Eukaryota; Oomycota; Peronosporomycetes; Peronosporales; Peronosporaceae. The transcript has 3 exons. Gene Ontology annotation, cellular component: mitochondrial inner membrane peptidase complex; membrane. The record is from RefSeq and is a predicted model, not a curated record. Gene Ontology annotation, molecular function: serine-type endopeptidase activity. Bases 21 to 443 code for a protein of 140 amino acids.
CAACGAAUAGAGCGGUUAAAAUGGCAGCGAAGCUGGUGCGCGGCGGCGUGCUUAUCGUGGGCUGGGCGGCCGUGACAAAGGAGUAUUUCUUCGAUAUCAAAUACGGCAUGGGUGUGUCUAUGGCCCCCACAAUCCCCGACGGCUCCUUCAUCUUCGUGGAGCACUUGUCGCGGCGGUGGCGCAACUGGGAGCGCGGUGAGCUGGUGGAGCUUCGAUCACCCUCUCGACACAUGCGCGAGACCAUAGUCAAGCGAAUUCUGGCCCUGGAGGGAGACGUGGUGGAGCUCCAGCCGCGCUUCGAUGAGAACCGUAAGGACAAGAUCACAGUCCCCAAGGGCCACGUGUGGGUCGAAGGAGAUAAUGCUACAUGCUCUGUAGAUUCGAGGUUUUUCGGUCCUGUUCCUAUUGCGCUGCUGACCGGACGUCCCUUUUGGAUUAUCUAACGCUGAAAACCACGCUGGGCGAAGAUGCAGUCAGUCAAGACAAGAACUUGAUCACCACUACCGACACAAUGCGAUACACCACAAAUUUGUAUUUCUUCGCGGUUUUCGUCCACACGUCGACGCUCUUUCAUCUGCGUCCAUAUUCGACCAUUACGGUGUAAUUGCUGCUCUCCUCUUCAGUCUAUCGUCUAUUAUUUGGCUCGUGCUAAUCGUGUCAUGCGCUUUCCGGUCUCUUUGUGCCACAGUUGGCACAAAAGUUGGCCUGCUCCGAUGGAUACGUGGCAUGGCACUGCGAGCAAUUAUCUGGCCGCUUCGUUUUGCUCGUUGCAGUAGUAUUUGCUCCCUUUGCCGCAGCUUCUUUUUCUCUCUGUUUGGCCUCAUAGACGGAGUGAUAGUAGUUCAUCCGCUCGAGUUCCUCCCUGCCGUCCGCCAGCAACACCCGCACGCGAUCCGGGUCCUGAGUAUUCAUCUCGUCGCGAAACUUCAUCUGCACAUACGUCUUCAUCAUCUCGCGCUGUUCCCACUGCGGACAGCGGCGCGCCGAGCGCAGACACUGCGCGUAUAGCUGCAGAACGGAUCCCUUGAGUUUGCCCGUAGCCGACAUUGCAUGCAGCUAUCACAAUUAUUGCGACGACAUUUUCAUUCACCUUCACAAUUCAAAACAAUAAUCAGCCUUUGAUUGGU